Acipenser ruthenus (sterlet) is the source of this 1413-nucleotide messenger RNA. RefSeq names its product protein jagunal homolog 1-B-like. Gene Ontology annotation, biological process: endoplasmic reticulum organization; granulocyte colony-stimulating factor signaling pathway; vesicle-mediated transport. NCBI's taxonomy places the organism in Eukaryota, Metazoa, Chordata, Actinopteri, Acipenseriformes, Acipenseridae. Bases 216 to 767 code for a protein of 183 amino acids. The transcript is spliced from 3 exons. The record is from RefSeq and is a predicted model, not a curated record. Gene Ontology annotation, cellular component: endoplasmic reticulum membrane.
GUUUGAUCCAAUCCGCGCCUGCCGUAUCGAAACGCUUGCGUUUCCUGAGCUGCGCAUGCUUAGUAAAAAAAAAAUAUCUACACUGCUUGGACGAUUGUGCUUCAGGUUUUUGGAGGUUUUUCCUAAGCUUGGUUUUUCUUUUUCCUUGCUCGCACAACUUAUUUUUCAAAAUUACAUUACCCAAAUUAAGGUUUUAAAGCGAGUAGUUUCUGAUCAUGGCUUCACGUGCUGGUCCCCGGGAAGCAGGAACAAAUGGCAGUGACUUCCAGCACCGUGAGAGGGUAGCCUCCCACUACCAAAUGAGUGUGACACUGAAGUCUGAGAUCCGUAAGCUGAACUAUGCCCACGUGCUCCUCUGGCUCCUGGUUGCAACUCAGGUGACCGUGAGCUACUUGAAGCUGGUUUCUCACGAUGUGGUGGCCUCGCCGUACCAGUGGGAGUACCCUUACCUCUUGAGUGCCAUUCCCACCGUGUUCAGCUUUAUGUCCCUUCCCCGAAACAACAUCAGCUACCUGGUGAUCUCGAUGAUCAGUGCCGGGCUCUUCAGCAUCGCUCCACUGAUCUACGGAGGCAUGGAGAUGUUCCCUGUGGCCCAGCAGCUCUACCGGCACGGCAAGGCCUACCGCUUCAUCUUCGGCUUCUCGGCCGUCUCUGUCAUGUAUCUGGCGAUGGUGAUUGCAGUGCAGAUCCAUGCUUGGACGCUCUACUACAACAAGCAGCUGCUGGACUCCUGGUUUACCUCCACCCAAGAGAAAAAGAAGAAAUAAAGAAAUCAAAAAGGAUCUACUCGCAUUACUUUUUUUAAAUUAUUAUUGUUUGAGCUGAAUUAACAGAUUUUUUUUUUAAACUGUUGUAUACAGCAGAUCAGUUGGCUCCCCUUCCUCCACUAAACACUAUGUAUUUAUCUUUUUGCAAGAAAGCCACAAAGGCAGCACACACACACAGACUCCAGUUUUUCUGGGAUUGAUGUGUAUUCUGAAAGUGGAACUGCUUGGUGGGGCUGUCCUUAUGGAAGCAUGUAGCUGGACCAUAAAGAAUGAUCAAACUGAGCUCUAGCUUGGACUACAACUAUCCACCUUCUUCAGGCUGCUGCUUUACAGACCAGGAGAAACAUCGGUGUGUAUUUUAACGUAGUUGUUGUCUUGUCACUCAAAGUUGACAGACUUGCAAACUGGGACAGUGUUUUAUGACCAACUCAUUUUGUGAAAUCUUAUUGAGUACUGUCAUUGUAUUUAAAAGUAAAAAUCAUUUUGGACAACCUUUUUAGUUUAAUUUGAAUAUCCUAUGCCUCAGUAAUGUAGGCUAGAUCCACAAUGUGAUGGUCUUGACACCAGAAAGAAGGCUGUUUGAACCACAUCUGUAAUCGUUCUGGGGAAAAAUACUUAAAUAAAAACAUAAUAAUGACCGUCAUAA